Messenger RNA from Adineta steineri, 615 nucleotides. The record is from the annotation of a GenBank genome assembly. NCBI's taxonomy places the organism in Eukaryota, Metazoa, Rotifera, Eurotatoria, Adinetida, Adinetidae.
AUGAAUUGUGCAAUCUGUAUGACUACAUCAUCUAUUCCAUAUCAUUGUUGUACUAGUGAUAAACAUUGUUUAUGUGAAUCAUGUUGUAUUAAUAUAAUAUCAUCGAUUAUUAAUAAUGGUAAAAUAGCUUUAUUAUUAAGUAAUAAAAUACCUUGUUAUAUUUGUAAUGAAAAAUUUCAAUAUAACGAUCUUCCACAAAAUCUUCAAUCCGAUCUUAAUAAUAUUCUAUUAACUAUACCAAAAACAUCCAAACAACCACAAUCAAUUCAAGAAUUUAAUUAUUAUUAUAACGAAUUCAAUCAAUUACGUCAUUGUAUAACAAAUAAAAAAUUUAUUUUUCUUACACAACGUCAUUAUGAUUUACUUGGAAAAGCUAUUGAAAUUUAUAUUCAAACAUUAAUUAAAAGUAAUCCAUGGAAUUAUGAAGAAAUUUGGUUACCAAUUAAUGAUAAUAAUCAAAAUCGACAAAAAGUUAAUAUAUUUAUUUCAAAUGAUUUUCGAACAAAUACUAAUGGAUGUUUGAUAUUAAUUCAAGGUUGUGGUGUUGUACGUGCUGGUCAAUGGUCACGUUCAUGUUGUAUUAAUGAAUCACUUGAUAUUGGAGGUAUUGAUUAA